AUGUUACUGUCACACUCCUUUGUGAUUUGCAUUUCCGAAAGAAACGGAGGCUCUGACGAAAUCAGUCUGACUAUGACCUCAACCAUUGUUGCUCUAGCUAUGGACUCAGAUUACAACAUCUCAAAGUUCAUCUUCAAAGAAAAGAAGAUCAACCUCCUGGGAAAGAAAAAGGACCUAUUUUUGAUGUACCCCAGGUUCCUUCUAAUAUUUUUUAAUGAAAAAUAUCCCCAAAUAGAAACAACUCCCGAUACAUUAGAUAUGGAAGCUUUAGGUCCCAACACUUGUGGACUCAUGAAGCAAUCGAGAAAGUCUACUAAAGUUGCUUAUCAUGGAUUAAAGAAGUUAGUUAAAUUUGGAAAGUUUGAUGAAAUUGAAGACUCUCCUGCUGUUAGUUCAAUAAAUGUUAAAGUUGUCGAUGAACACAUGGCACCUAAACCAAAGUUUCAAUUUGCCUUUGAAGAUAUUGAAUUAUCUUAUGAAGAAGAUCAAGAGGAUCAAGAAAAAGAAUUGACAGAAAAUGAGUUUAAAGACUUUGUUCAACAAAGUAUCUCAAACCCAGAGAAGGAUGCAUUUGUCACACCUCUGGUUGUGAGUGAAAGGGAAAGUGACACAACAAUGCAAUCUUCCAUACCGAUAUUUGAACAGAUGGGUGCUCUCAUAGCAGAACUUCAACGAACUACAAGGAAGCCUCCCUAA
Lactuca saligna is the source of this 696-nucleotide messenger RNA. The record is from the annotation of a GenBank genome assembly. Lineage: Eukaryota; Viridiplantae; Streptophyta; Magnoliopsida; Asterales; Asteraceae.